Caenorhabditis sp. 36 PRJEB53466 is the source of this 8572-nucleotide messenger RNA. NCBI's taxonomy places the organism in Eukaryota, Metazoa, Nematoda, Chromadorea, Rhabditida, Rhabditidae. The record is from the annotation of a GenBank genome assembly.
AUGGAGAGCAGAUUCGGAGGAUUCUCCGUGAAAUUCCAAAAGCCGAAGGUAAGUGCGGGCCAUUCCCUAGUAAAAAGUUCACAAAAUGACGCGUGAAGACACAACAAAACGUUGGCAGAUAGAGAGUAGCCGAAAAAGGUGUAAAGAAAACUGGUUUUUCACUGAUUUUUGCGCGGACACAAGAAGAAGAAGAAGAAGAAGAAGAAGAAGAAGAAGGUCUUCGUUUUCGAAUUCUCGACGUCGCUGUUGUGAUUUGGCGAAAAACGCGCUCAAAAGUGACCAAUUUGAGGGUGUUCCGGUUCGAAUCGCACUGAAAUUGGGCAGCGAUGGAUGGUAGAUCAAAAACAAAUAUUAGAAACGAGAUGUUUGCGCGUCUGAAAAUAUGUAAGAUGAAACGAAUUGUUGUUGGCUGGAAAUGUAAACUCAAAAAACUCCGAUCAAACAACAGCUGCACUUUUGAACCACUUGCAACGAUCCGAUCGGACCAAAACUUUGCAGAAUUGUUGCACUUGGAUUGAGGGCCAUUGGGACCAAGUUUCAGCCCGAUCGAAUCCGGCUGAAACUUGGUCCCAAUGGCUCUCAAUCCGUGUCCAAGAAGCCCGCAAAGUUUGGUUCCGAUCGGAUCAUUGCAAGUGGUCCAAAGACCGUCCGAUUUUGUCCAAUUUCCUAUCCACCCGGCGGCGGAAACGUCUUCUUCUUCUUCUUCUUCUGCUUUUUUUGCCGGGUCCCUUAUCGGCGGGCGCCCGGUCCGAAAAGUGUCAAAGACGACGCGUGUCCGCCAGACACAUUCAUCAUCAUCGGGAGGAACCAGACACGAAGCGUUUUUUUUCGAUCUCAAAUUAGAGGAAGGUGGGAACGAGAUAUGAUGCUGAUUCGAAUGGAUAUUAUCCGCGUUUUGAUUAUUGCAUUCCAUUCCGAUUGUCUCCAGUGUCCAUCCUACUCUAUUACAGUACUUUUGCUUAAUUCCCCACGCACGGAACCCCCCAAGCAUUCCAAUGCGAAAGCGAGUUGUCAAUGGGGCGCGCUUGCAUCCACCGUCGACUCGCAGUUUCCAUUUUCAAUUGAAAACCAGAAUUCGUUCGUUUUUCUCCUAAUAAACACUCAAAUUUUGUUCUUUGCGAACCGUAGGGCGAUUGUCUGAGUUAAAAGCAUCGAUUUAAGCGCGAAACGGAGCCGUGUCGUUCAGAAUUGACAAAAUUGAGGGAUUUUGUCGAAAACUACUGAAAAAAACGGGAGUUUUAACGAUUAUUUGCCGAAUCGAGUUCCAGUCAACAAGGAGUUUACUGCGCGCAUCUUUUAAGCGCUCAACCGUCGAAAACUACAGAAUUGAGAUAAUUGAGGCAAAUUUUCGAUUCCAAAAGGAAAAAAUUCCGUAAUUUUCACAUAAAACGUUUCGAAAUUGAUGACGAAGCGGUUAAAAUUUCAUUUUUUAUUCAUUUCUAAUCAUUAUUAUAAGUUUUGACACUGAUUGCUUCUGAAAAGAUGGGGAUAAUGCAAAAAAAACGGGAAAAUUGAAAUGAGAAACUCUACAACGACGCUCCGAAAUUACGCGUUACGCGCCUUGUUUAGCGUACGUGAAUUGCGUGCCAACGGAAUUUUUGAUUUGAAGGCUCGCGUUCCGUGAACCGUUUGAGUUUCUGAAGCCGCAAACUACAGAAGCGUAGCCACAUUUAGCCACAUUUAGACUGUCUGACGGCUACUAAUUCCGGCUAAUUCGGGUGAUUGGGUCUUUCUGGUCUUACGGUGAACUGUGUGGAUUUAGCUGGAAAGUUUGCCAAACGAAAGCACAUUUCUCAAUGUAUUUGGCGACCGAAUUUGCAUAAGAAUAACGAUCAGAAUCAGCGAAAAAUGGUGACAAGUGUAGCUUUUGGAAGUUGAAAUCAUAGGUAAACUUCAAAAAGCUACAGUACUCGAGGGGUUGAUUGUACAAGAAAGUUGUCAAGUGCAAAAAUGAAGCUCAUGAGUGGUACUAUAUUUUUGUAGUUGACAACUAUUCUCUCAAAUCAUUCCCUAAAGUAUUGUAGCUCUUGGAAGUUGGCAAUUUCGGGGCCAACUUCCAAGAGCUACCGUAGUCUUCGGAGUGACUGCACACAAAAGUUGUCGACUACAAAAAUAAAGUAGGAGACGUGAAGGUUUCACAGCUCAUUUUUCAAGACGCUACGGCAUCUCCAGACCCUACAAUAGCCAUUUUCCAGCAGAAUGUCAAAGAUUUCAUUCCAUUUUUUUUUGGGAUCACACAGCUUCUGGUUCCUCUAGUUUCCCGCUCAAAAAAGCCCCUUAACAAGUGCAAAUUAGCCGCCCGCUUCUUCGUUUUUUGUACCCUCCUUUUCGUCGUUUCCUCUAAUCCCAUUAAAGACCCAGACGGACCACCCAUGCCGAAAAAAGUGAGCGGAUGAUAUAAAAGUGUGCGUGUGUUUUAGAAAACGCAUUUUUGGAACGUGUGCUGUAGCCCUAGGUCUAGAAUUUUUUUUGUCAAAUCUUGACAUCUAGUACUGUAUUUUUGCAGUUGACACUUUUGUUGUACGACCACGCGCUGGAGUACUGUAGCUCACGGAAGAUAGCGUUGCAAAACGAGCGCUUUUGCAACUCACACAACUUUCAAGCGCUACAGUACUCCACGCAAUGAUUGUACGGAAAAGUUGUCAACUACAAAACUCGAGUACUAGAUGUCAAGGCCUCGCAAAAAAAUUUUGGGAGCCAUGCGACGUUUUCGAACUCUACAAUAUCCGAUAAUAGCAGCGCGCCAGUCCAAAAAGUCACCCAUCCGUCCGAUUUUAUGUGUCUGUAAGACGUUUAUUUCCGUUUCUAUUUUCAUUUCGAUGACCCAUCUCCCAGAUUAGUCACAGACCUCCUUUUUAUGCACUUUUACACGCCUUUCUUCGCUUGAUUUGAUAAGAUUUAAUUGUCAGUGAACGGUUAACGACUCUCCGAUCUCCGUCCGACCAUUUUUAUCGCUUCAGGCGCCACCAUCAUGAACUUUUUCGCUCUUCCACUCCUUCUGGUGGUCCUUGGCUCGGUCCCCAGUGGUUGGGCGGCACGCGAAGCCGCCCAAGAAAUGAAAAAGUUGCUCGGCGACUCGACGCUCCUCAUAAAUACCACACAGGCGUCGGUUCUGGAGCUCUCGAAUCAUUGGAUCGAUCAGGCGUUCUCUUCGUUAAUUGCCACUGUGGCUAAUGAAAAGUGAGUCGGGUUUGCUGUAGGCAAUACCGUACUUUUCCUGCGUUUUAUAUAGACAAACGUCUACACCAGAGAUGUUGGGAAUUCCGUGUUCCGUGUUCCGCGUUUUUUUGCAAUAUUUUUUCCGUGUUCCGUGUUCCGUAAAAAAAAAUUUCCGUGUUCCGUAGAAAUAAGUUUUUUUUUCCGUUUUCCGUGUUCCGUGUUCCGUAUAAACUAUAUUUUUCGCGGAAAAAUUCGAUCACAAAUGGAUUCCAUUUUCAGUCGUUUUUUACUGUAGUUGUUUACUGUUGUGUUGUUGGUUUUGUUAUUUUUAUGAAAUUUUCAGUAAAACUUUCACAUGAGUCAAACAGCUGCCUUGUCAGUCAGAUAAUCGAAUUAAACAAAACAUUACUAAAAAAAAAAUCACUGGAAUUCUCUUGAAAACGCUUUUUUUCCGUGUUCCGUAAAAAAAAAUUUCCGUGUUCCGUGUUCCGUGUUCCGUAGAAAUAAGUUUUUUUCCGUUUUUCCGUGUUCCGUGUUCCGUAAAAAAAUUUCCGUGUUCCGUGUUCCGUAAAAAUUUCCGUGUUCCGUGUUCCGUAAAAAAAAAUUUCCGUGUUCCGUGUUCCGUAGAAAUAGGUUUUUUUUCCGUUUUCCGUAAAAAAAAAAUUUCCGUUUUCCGUGUUCCGUGUUCCGUAGAGUAAAAUUUUUAUUCCCAACAUCUCUGGUCUACACCAGAACAUUUUGUUACUAAAAAGUUGAAUUGACAGCGUGCGGAGAGCGGGUAUUAAUCUGAAAAUUUGUUUGUUGGAAACAUGACGUCUAGUACUGUAUUUUUGUUGUUUAAACUUUUUCUGUACAAUCACUUCCUGGAGUACUGUAGGCUUUGGAAGUUAGGACUGGGGUAGUUCUAACUUCCAAGAGCUACAGUACUCUUCGGAGCGGUUGUACGACAAAGUGGUCAACUACAAAAAUAUAGUACCACUUAUGAACUUUAUUUUUCUAGUUGACAAUUUUCUUGUACAAUCACUUCCUGGAGUACUGUAGCUCUUGGAAGUCACUCAUUUCAAUAAUACGUCUUUGAUCUAAACUUUCGACAGUUUCCCCGUUCCAGAAUCGCCACAAUAUCGCAUCUGGAGACCAAAUUUCACGAAAAAUGCGUCAAGAACGUGAAAUCGAUAGAAGAGCACGCAAAGUGCGUCAGCGACCUUCUUCAAGUCUCCAAAUCUCAAGUUUCGCGUCAAGAAGGCGUCAAAAAACUGCUGAAUGCGAUAUCGGAAAACGCGUCAGCGUCGGCAUGGGUUGGCGCGUUUCGCAUUCGAAAAAAGCGGCAGACGGUGGUGAGACGGAGCGGCUACACCCUCCGAUCUCGAAAAGACGACGUGUCGCCGUUCACGGCCAUCACCAAACAAAUCACGAAGACGAUACGGGCGCUGAAGAACAAAACAGAGGAGAAGAGGCGAGUGAGGGAUUACUGUACUCUCGCCACGGUUACGGUAGCUUUCAGUUGGCGCGAAAUAAUUGUGGACGUGAAAAAGACGGGAGAAGUUAUCGAAAAACGGAAGAAGGUGAAGGAGAUGAUCGGAAAAAGUGUACGGUCCCGAGCAGCGAUGAGCCCCCGCAAACCGUUGGCGGUAAGUUGACGCACAUGUGAAAAAUAGUACGAAAAAUAGUUGUAUUAUUGAAUAGAGCGUCAAAAGUUACCCAGAACAACGUUUUUUUUCAAAAAAAGUUAUGUUUAGGGCCUAGUUUUUGUCGCUACUCGCUACUCUAAAAAUCCCUUCACUUACGACGCUUAUAUCUUGAGAACCAAUUGUUGUUUCAAAAAGUUGUCAACAGAAAAGUUGUUGCAAAUUUUAUGCUAAACAACUUUGCAGUUAAUCAUUUUCAUCCAAAAUCUGCCCUUUUUUAGUUACGGCCUGAUUCCUAAACAGUAAGACAAAAAAGCGACAGCAGUGGAUACUGUUCAAAACACAGCUUAUAACUCGAGAACGAAUAGUUUUGGAACAAAAUAGUCAACUACAAAGUUGUUGAGCAUAAAAUUUGCAACAAUUUUUCAGUUGACCACUUUUUGAAAUAAACAAUAGUGCGCAAGAUAUACCUGAAAGUAUGAGUAUAAAGUUCAGAUCGAGAACACCGAGGAUUCGAUGGAAAUGGAGAACGACGAUCCGAUUCAGAUGAAGAACGAAUCGGAAAACAAGCAGAAAAUUGACUUGGACAAGAUUUUCCGUCGGAUUCAAGACCAUCCCGAGCAGUUGCUGACCGACGAGGCGCCCAAAAUGUUGAAUAUGAGCGGACCGGGUACGGAGGCGGUCAUGAGGAUCAAGUUGAUCAGAGAAGCGGUCAAGUUGGGACUGAGUCUGGGCGGUCAGAACGUCAGCGGAUUCGAGCAGAAGAGUUUGAGGUUCGCGUCGCCACGCUUUUUUGCGAUUGCGCCCGAAGAGCACAAAAAGGACAAUGAUACGGUAGGCAGGAGUCCUAGUUUGAUACAUAUCUCAGCUAUCAUAAGAGCUAUCAAAAAGUGGUCAACUGAUAAAAUGUUCAGCAGGAAAUUGUGCACAUUUUAUCAGUUGACCACUUUUUGAUAUCUGCACUGGCUGCUCCAGAUAAACGUCCUCUCGCCCUCGCUAUUCUCUCUUCACGACGAGGGCUCGCCGGACGAGCAAAAACUGUCGAUUCCGAGUCUUUUUGGCGAAAAAAUCGUCGGAAAACAAGGAGGAUUGGGCGGCGAAAAAGACUCGUUUAUGGAUUUGCUCACCGAAAUCACGGGCGUCGCGGAUACGGUAGACGACGCCGCCCGUCAGGUGGCGCUCAAAUCGGAAGGCAUUCUGAUGAACGCGAAAGGCGACGAGAUCAACGUGAGCCGCGAGAAUGUGACGAGAAUCUAUGGCGAGGAGAAUUACCGGAAGAUGAAAGUGCUGGAGCAGUUGCACGGCAUGUACACGGACGAGCAGGCGAGGAGGAUUACUGUAGUGCCCACCAGAGAUGUUGGGAAUUCCGUGUUCCGUGUUCCGCGUUUUUUUGCAAUAUUUUUUCCGUGUUCCGUAAAAAAAAAAAUUUCCGUGUUCCGUGUUCCGUGUUCCGUAGAAAUAAGUUUUUUCCGUUUUCCGUGUUCCGUGUUCCGUAUAAACUAUAUUUUCCGCGGAAAAAUUCGAUCACAAAUUUAUCUCCGGAAAGAUUAGGACAAUUGACGUUUUGUGGUCAAAAUUUGAACAUUUUCGGAUUCGGACCAUAUUCGUGAAAAGUGGAUUCCAUUUUCAGUUGUUUUUUGACUGUAGUUGUUUACUGUUGUGUUGUUGGUUUUGUUAUUUUUAUGAAAUUUUCAGUAAAACUUUCACAUGAGUCAAACAGCUGCCUUGUCAGUCAGAUAAUCGAAUUAAACAAAACAUUAUUUAAAAAAAAUCACUGGAAUUCUCUUGAAAACGCUUUUUUCCGUGUUCCGUAAAAAAAAAAUUUCCGUGUUCCGUGUUCCGUGUUCCGUGUUCCGUAGAAAUAAGUUUUUUCCGUUUUCCGUGUUCCGUGUUCCGUAAAAAAAAAAAUUUUCCGUUUUCCGUGUUCCGUGUUCCGUAGAGUAAAGUUUUUAUUCCCAACAUCUCUGGUGCCCACCGGUUUACGGUACUGUUUUGAUUGUAGAUGGAGCAUUUCAACACGACCGGCUACGCGAUUAUGAACGAUAAACAGCGGGAGAUGGUGUACGGCGUCGGCGCGCCGUUUGACAAUAAAUAUGCGAUGGAAGCGGGCAGGAAUUUGACGAUGGCCGACGCGCGGAAAGCUCUUCAUACGGUAGGGGGUUACUGUAGUCGGUCUCCUAGUCCCAACUGAUUCGAUCGUUUAGGUAAUCCAUGAGAUCGGCAAGGGCAAUAUGAAGAUUGGAAAGUACGAGAAGAGGAUGAAGGAUAUUGUCGGCUCGCCGAUCCUCUUCUCGAGCAUCAUCGCAUCGCCGGCCACCGCCUCGCAGGCAAUCAUCCUCUCGCCGGUCCUCUUCACGCCCCUGGUAUUGUCGCCCUCAAUCUGGGGUGCCGUGAUUCUCUCGCCAUGGGUCAGUGAACUCGUACACGGCAGUCUGUGCAUUUUGGCACGCCCGUGUUGCUCUGCGUACAGUGCAUUUUAUGUUACGCGCAAAGUUCAUUUUUUUAUAGUUUUUGAUGAAUUUUCGCCAAAUAUUCAUCUCUUUAAAGCGUUUUUCUACACUUUCUACCUCAAUUAGACCUUUUUACAGAUUCCAGGUGAAGUAAUACGCGAAGAGAAGUCGAUGCGAUGAAAAGAAACGCGUAAGUAAGUGAAAGUAAGGUUUUAUUCAGAAAAUGCACGAUUUCUCGAAGAUUUUCUAAUCUUUUGGUUAAAAAAUUUUACUUACAUUUCUGAGAAUGUUUUGGAACCAAAAAGAAGCUGGCUUCCGCGGAAAAACCGAUAGUUUGCCGGAAGACAGUGAAAUUUCGUUGAAAAAAUUUUUUUUUGCUUCUACAAACUGUCACUCUACUUUUUUUCGGUUUGAAAACAUUCACAGUCAUGUAAGUGAACUAUUUAAACAAAAAAAUUAGAAAAUCUAGAGACGGUUUUUGAGAAAAAAAUUUUUAAACGAAAUCUCACUGUUUUCCGGCAAAAGACCAAUUUUACGCGAAAGCGAGCUGUCACUCUACUUUUUUUUUGAUUCGAAGACAUUCACAGUCAUGUUAGUGAACUUUUUAAAUCAAAAGAUUGGAAGAUCUAGAGACGUUUUUCGAGAAAUCGUACAUUUUCUGAAUAAAACAUUACUUCCAUUUACUUACGCGUUUCUUUUCAUCGUAUCGACUUCUCUUCGCGUAUUACUUCAUCUGGAAUCUGUAAAAAGGUCUAAUUGAGGUAGAAAGCAGAGAAAAACGCUUUAAAGAGAUGAAUAUUUGCAGAAAAUUCAUCAACACCUAAAAAAAUGAGCUUUGCGCGUAACAUAAAAUGCACUGUACGCAGAGCCACACCGACGCGCAAAAAUGCAUACCAUUUGGCUGCGCGUGUUGCGAAACCCAUAAAAAUGGUUCAGGUCUUCGUGCCCGUCAUCCUCGCGCCCCGCAUCUUCGCGCCGAUCAUCGUCUCGCCGGCCAUCUUCUCACCGAUCGUCCUGUCGCCGCUGGCGUUCGAUCCGCUCAUCCUGGUGCCAGGAAUCGCGAAUCCGCUCGUGCUGUCGCCGUUCAUCUUCACGCCGUUCGUGCUCUCGCCGCAAGUCAUGACUCCGCUCAUCCUGUCGCCGUUCGCCCUCUCGCCCUUCAUCCUCACACCCACCGCACUUUCGCCGGUGAUUUUGAGCCCGUUCGUGCUGUCGCCGUCGGUUUUGUCGCCGAGUUUCGUCACCGCCGUCGUCCUCUCGCCGUACGCCCUGUCGCCGUCGAUUUUGUCGCCGCCCACGAUGAUUUCUGUGUUCGCCUCGCCGAGUAUUUUAUCUUAG